Messenger RNA from Aedes albopictus (Asian tiger mosquito), 5135 nucleotides. RefSeq lists its product as uncharacterized. Gene Ontology annotation, biological process: DNA integration. The transcript has 3 exons. NCBI's taxonomy places the organism in Eukaryota, Metazoa, Arthropoda, Insecta, Diptera, Culicidae. The record is from RefSeq and is a predicted model, not a curated record. Gene Ontology annotation, molecular function: nucleic acid binding. The annotation marks the transcript as partial.
AUGUUGGUCGCUGAAAUCGACAAGUUGGCAAACGUCUCGACGAAAGCGAAGUCUAUAGUGUCCAAUUCAUCGUGCAAAUCGGCACUAUCGCUGAAGCUGCAGAUGCAGAAAGUGUUGGCCGAAGAAACGUUGAUGCUUGAGGAGAUGAAGCGACGACGGGAGUUCAUGAAGAAAAAGUUCGAGCUGAUGGAGGAAAUUGCUGAGGUACAAAGCUGUCCAGUACCAGGGGCCCGAACAACAGAUCCUUUAACGAAGGUGAAAGGUUGGCUCCAGAAGCAGCGUCAAGCCGAAAAUGAAUCAGUAGCGGCGGAUGACGAUGAGCACGAUAGCGACGAUGAUACGGAGGACAACAUGGACGACGACGAGGAUGACGACGCCGGAGAUACCGAAUCAAGCUCGGAGUAUGCGGCCGACGAAGAAGGUGACAACUCGUCGGGCGAAACGGAACCGGAAAGCGUCGAUAGCGAAGACGGUUCUAGCUCAGCAGACGAGUCAUACAACGAGCGAGGUGAUGAACACCAUGAGGAAAGAUUUUCUCCUAGGGAACGUUCAACUCCGGUACAAGUAAGGACUUCCAGAACGUCAAAUCGGGUGAAGCAUUCCCGGUCAAGUGCCACGCUUUCCCGCGACCAGAUUGCGGCACGUCAGGUUGUGCCAUGUGAUCUCCCGAAGUUUGGCGGCAGCCCAGAGGAAUGGCCGAUGUUCAUAUCGACAUUCGAAAGUACGACGAGAAUGUGUGGCUACAAGGACGAGGAGAAUAUGAUCCGCCUUCGAAACUGUUUAAAAGACGAAGCGUUUGCCUCUGUGCGGAGCUUUCUGAUGCAUCCGUCGAUGGUAUCGAAAGCGAUUAGCGUCCUGAAACUUAGGUUUGGUCAACCGCAUAUGAUCAUCAGUACGUUGCGCGAGAAGGUGCUAGCUACGCCACCGAUUAGAACUGAUUCGAUCGAAAAGCUAGUAGACUAUGCACUUGCCGUACAGAACUUGUGUUCGACUAUCGAUGCUUGUGGGCGGAAGGAGUAUAUGCGUGAUGCGACUCUGAUGCAAGAACUCGUUUGCAAGCUUCCCUCCGCUAUUAAACUGGAUUGGGCGAGGCACAGCAAAACACUAGCGAAGGUGACCCUAUCAACCUUCUCCGAUUGGAUUUUCUCGAUUGCGGAAGAUGCAAGCAUCGUAGCAAACCCUCGAAAGUCCCACAGCUACGAGCAGGAGCCACGCAAUAAGCGCCAAGGAAAGGUUUUCGUCAACACUCACGUUGAAUCUUCUCCAUCGGUAGCGGGUGGCCAGAAGGUUACUGGCAAUCGGCCGAACGUCGUUUCUAGCGGCAAAACCUCGAUGGAAGGACCGACCAUAUGCCCUACUUGCAAGGGCAGCUGUCGAACUGCAGCGAAGUGUGAAGUCACAGGCAGCCCGGGUAGCCCUAACCCGGCCAAGGCGAAUGAAGAACGCAGUAUCAACACACACCGCGUCGAAACUGGCCUAGAACUGUUCCGGUACAUCCCUGUAACGUUGUUUGGGCCGACGAAACAAGUGGAGUGCUACGCUUUUCUUGAUGAUGGAUCCGAGCUGACGUUGUUGGAUGAGCAGAUCGCCAAGGAUUUGGAUUUGAUCGGUGGUGCGAAGCCGUUGUGUUUGAAGUGGACUGGAGGAACUCACCGCUUCGAGGAGAAGUCAAGAUGUGUGGACAUCGGAAUUUCCGGAUCGGCGGGAAGAAAGUUUGAGCUAAGCGGAGUGCGGACGGUUGAAGCGCUUGAGCUACCAUAUCAAAGCUUGAACGUCGAGGUACUUCAGGAGAAGUAUGAGCAUCUGCGCAGUAUCCCAGUGGAGUCGUAUAAUCGUGUCCAACCAAGGAUCCUAAUAGGAGUCAAGCAUGCCAAUGUUUCGUUGGUAAGACGGUGCCGAGAGGGAAAGGAAGGCGAGCCCAUCGCCGUGAAGACCCAUCUGGGGUGGACGAUCUUCGGAGGUUGGUCGAAGCAAGAAUCGAGCAACGGCGGGAGCCAUAUCUAUCACAUUUGUGCGUGCAACCUACAGAACGAUGAGCAACUGCACCUGGCAGUGAAGCAGUACUUCAGCCUGGAUAGCCUGGGAAUCAUGAUGCCAGUUGCGGCCUCAGUAUCUAAAGACGACGAGAGGGCCUUGAUGUUGCUCAGCUCGCUCACGCAGGUCACCGGUAAUAGAUACCAAACCAGACUGCUCUGGCGUUUCGAUAAUAUUCGCCUUCCAGACAGCCGGCCAAUGGCCUUACAGCGGCUCAAGUGUCUAGAAAGGCGUCUAGCCAAAAAUGCCGAUCUGAAGCUUGCCUACAAUGGGAAACUAGCAGAAUACGAAACGAAAGGGUAUAUUAGGAAGGUAACCCAGAAGGAGAUAGAGCAAAACAAAGGUCACUCUUGGUACCUUCCCACGUUUCCGGUUAUAAAUCCCAACAAGCCAGGAAAGAACCGUAUUGUAUGGGAUGCAGCAGCAACCGCACAUGGAGUAAGUCUCAACUCUAUGCUGCUUACUGGUCCAGACUUGUUAAGCUCGUUGGUGGCCGUCCUGAACCAAUUUCGGGAAAACCGCAUAGGCAUUUGUGGAGACAUUCGCGAAAUGUUUCUCCAGAUCGGAAUACGUCGAGAGGACCAGUUCUACCAGCUGUUUCUAUGGAACGACAACGUGAAUCAGGAAGAACCCAGCACGUACGUUGUCCCCGUAAUGAUCUUUGGGGCCCGGUCAUCGCCAACUACAGCGCAAUUCGUUAAAAACCAGAAUGCUCAGAGGUUCCGUGCCGAGUUCCCCGUAGCAGUUGAAGUCAUUGAAAAAAAGCACUAUGUGGACGACAUGCUUGCCAGCACCGAAACGGAAGAUGAAGCCAUCGACCUGGCAAAGUCGGUGAAACACGUUCAUGCUCAAGGCGGCUUUGAUAUAAGGAACUGGGUAUCUAAUUCCGCCAAAGUUUUGAAUGCGCUGAACGAAAGCCCGACGAGUGAGAAGUCCCUAAACAUUGCAGCCGACAUUGCGACGGAGAAAGUCUUGGGAAUGUGGUGGAACACCUCAACCGACUGCUUCACCUUUAAGAUCUGCUGGACCAGGUUUGACGCAGUAUUGUUUGACGGAAGCAGAGCGCCUACCAAACGUGAACUUCUUCGGAUCCUGAUGAGUAUCUUUGAUCCGUUGGGACUCAUUUCGCAAUUCCUAAUGAUCCUCAAGGUUACACUCCAAGAAGUAUGGCGUAAGGGACUGAAAUGGGACGACCAGAUAGAAGGCAAGCAGCUCGACGAUUGGCAGACGUGGACAAAAUUGCUACCGAAGCUGGAGGAACUCCAAAUACCUCGAUGCUACCGCCAGAUCACAACAACUGGAGCCCAGAUUCAAAUGCACACAUUCGUGGACGCUGGAGAUAAAGGGAUGGCUGCAGUCGUGUAUCUACGGUUCGAAGAAAAUGGAAUCAUCGAAUGCGCUUUAGUCGGGGCGAAAACACGGGUUGCACCAUUGAAGUACCUGUCAACGCCGCGUUCGGAACUCCAGGCUGCUGUCAUCGGAGCGAGAUUAUCCAACAGUACUAUGAAGUCAUUGUCUCUUUCAGUGUCGCAGCGCUUCUUCUGGUGUUACUCACGUAACGUACUGUGCUGGUUACGUUCCGAUCACCGUCGUUACAGCCAGUAUGUUGCGGCGAGAACGAGUGAAAUUCUAGACACUACGGAAGUUAACGAAUGGAACUGGAUCAAAUCGGAGUGGGACGUAGCAGAUGAUGGCACGAAAUGGACCGGGCAGGAGCAGAUGAAGUCCGACGAUCGUUGGUUUCUAGGGCCGGCAUUUUUGCAGAAAGCGGAGCGAGAUUGGCCAGUUAUCCCGUACAACCAAGAAACUACGACCGAAGAGCUUCGUACCAGUGUUCUGGUGCACAGGAAAGUUCGGGAUCCAGUGGUUGUGGCUAGUGACUACUCUAGCUGGAAUCGUCUGCUAAAAGUUACGGCAUAUGUACAGCGAUUCGUUUACAAUCUACAAGCGAAACGACAGGGAUUAGUUUCACAUCAAGGACCAUUGUCUAGUGAAGAAUUGCGACAGGCUCAGCUGUACCAUUUUCGGCAGGCGCAACAAGAGGUGUAUCACGAAGAGAUAUUGGUGCUGAAGGAGGGGUCGAAAAAUGGAGAGAACGUGCGGAAGCAAUGGCAACAAUACAGUCGCAGCCAGAUCUACAAGAUGAGCCCAUUCGUGGACGAAGACGGAGUUUUGCGAAUGAACAGCCGAGCUGCGAAGUGCUCUUUCCUGUUUCCGGACGAAAAAUUCCCGAUAAUACUUCCGGACAACCAUCCGGUCACCAAAAUUCUCCUAGUGGAUUUCCAUGAGAGGUACCAUCAUCGCAAUUAUGCUACUGUGGCCAACGAGGUGCGUAGACGCACCAGCUCAUGCAUGAUGGCGUUGAACAAUUUCAUCGCUCGUCGAGGCACACCAGUGUGCUUUUACUCCGAUAGAGGGACGAAUUUCGUCGGCGCGUCCAAAGAGCUUCGUGACGCUCUGAAGGCGAUUGAUAAGCACGAAAUGUCGAAGGAGUUCACAACACCAGCUACGUCUUGGCCGUUCAACCCACCAUCCAGCCCACACAUGGGCGGUAGCUGGGAGAGGUUGAUUCAAUCGGUAAAGCGGAACUUGACGGAAGUGCUGAAGUGUAGGCGAUCAACGGAUGAGGAACUACGCAGUGCGUUGACACAGAUCGAAUCUGUUCUCAACAGUCGCCCACUUACUGAUGUUCCCGUGGACAAUGAGUCGGAACCGGCUCUGACUCCCAACCAUUUUUUAUUGGGGUCAUCGGAUGGCUCCAAACCCCUGACACUAUUCGAUGACAGCGUUCAAGCUGUGCGACGGGGAUGGCAGGUGUCCCAAAUGAUGGCGAAUCUUUUUUGGAGACGUUGGCUUCGGAAUUAUUUACCCGAAAUCACUAAGCGAACCAAGUGGUUUAAGAAGGUAAAGCCCAUAGCCGUGGGGGAUAUCGUCGUGAUUGUGGACCCGGAGUUACCACGGAACUGCUGGCCUAAGGGCCGAGUAAUCGGUACAGUAGAAAAAGGAAGUCAGGUACGUAGAGCAACUGUUCAAACUAGCAAGGGAGUGUACGAGCGACCAGCGGUCAAGCUGGCGGUCCUUGAUAUCUGGAGCGAAAAUAG